Molecule: messenger RNA, 930 nt
Organism: Neogale vison (American mink)
Lineage: Eukaryota; Metazoa; Chordata; Mammalia; Carnivora; Mustelidae
Product: olfactory receptor 2A5-like
Exons: 1
Coding region: 1-930 (309 amino acids)
Biological process (GO): G protein-coupled receptor signaling pathway
Cellular component (GO): membrane
Molecular function (GO): G protein-coupled receptor activity; olfactory receptor activity
Source: RefSeq, a predicted model, not a curated record
AUGGGAAGCAACCAUUCAUGGGUCUCAGAGUUCAUCUUGGUAGGACUCCAGCUCAGUGCAGAGAUGGAAGUCUCCCUCUUCUGGAUCUUCUCCCUGUUCUACAUCUUCAGUCUGUUGGCAAAUGGCACGAUCUUUGGGCUUAUCUGUCUGGACCCGAGACUGCACACGCCCAUGUACUUCUUCCUCUCACACCUGGCCAUCAUUGACGUGUCCUAUGCAUCCAAUAAUGUCCCCAAGAUGUUGGCAAACUUAGUGAAUCAGAAGAGAACCAUCUCCUUUGUUCCAUGCGUAAUGCAGACAUUUCUCUAUCUGGGUUUUGCUGCGACAGAGUGCCUGAUUUUGGUGGCGAUGUCUUAUGAUAGGUUUGUGGCCAUCUGCCACCCCCUGCAGUACUCUGUCAUCAUGAGCUGGAGAGUGUGCUUUGUCCUGGCUGGCACUUCCUGGGUGUUUAGCUUCCUCUUGGCCCUGGUCCAUUUAGUUCUCAUCCUGAGGCUGCCCUUCUGUGGGCCUCAUGAAAUCAACCACUUCUUCUGUGAAAUCCUGUCUGUCCUCAAGCUGGCCUGUGCUGACACGAGGCUCAACCAAAUGGUCAUCUUUGGGACCUGUGUGUUUAUUUUACUUGGGCCCCUCUGCUUGGUGUUGGUGUCCUAUUCAUGCAUCCUGUUUGCCAUCCUGAGGAUCCAGUCUAGGGAGGGCCGCAGAAAGGCCUUCUCCACCUGUUCCUCCCACCUCUGUGUGGUGGGGCUCUACUUUGGCAGCGCCAUUGUCAUGUACAUGACUCCCAAUUCCAGCCACCCUGAGGAACAACAGAAGAUCCUUUCCCUGUUUUACAGCCUUUUCAACCCUAUGCUGAACCCACUGAUCUACAGCCUGAGGAAUGCAGAGGUCAAGGGCGCCCUGAGGAGAGUGCUCAAGCAGAGGCACAUGUGA